CCCAAGUCAUUUAAGGGAUCCCCAAGACAUUGCAUACGCUUGUACCGGGAUGACCUAGAUCGCAUGACUGAGAGUCAGUUUGAUUUCACUCCCUACGCGUCCGAGAUGCUCCCGCCUCUCAUCCUUAAUGAUGCACCGCUUUGGUCGGCUAGAGUCAUGCUCAUAUUUUGCAAUAUGGCCGAAAUGCAUUACCCGGAUCGAUUUCUUCGGCAGUUCAGUAUAAGGCAAGACAUUCCGAAUGCUCCUUUGCCGGGUACUGAUCAUCACGGAUCUCGUUCCAACAUAGUAAUCGGUGCCUUGGCGAUGUGGGCGGACAUACAACAUAAUAUAUACGUUCUUGAUUAUGAUCGAUAUAUGUCUCUCGAAGCAACUAAAAGGUACCGAAACUGGUACAAGAAGCAUGGUAUGACACGUGUCCAGAACCCUUCUCACAAUGUGCCACGACAGGCUACACCCCGACAGCACACGAUUGGGGUAUUGUGAAGCAAGGCGUUCACGAGGUGUAUCAGCUCUUAGCCGACCGCGCGAGUUAUGAGGGUUGUCAAAAACGACUACGGCAGAUGGCCCUGGAUGUAGGUGAUGAAGAUAUGCUCCACCGGGGCAUAUUCCACUAUGAAGAUGAAGAUGCAGGUGGAAGUGACGAAGAGGAUGAUUCACAUGAACGUGAAGAUGGGACUGAGGAUUCACAAGCGCCCCCUCAAUUCUCAACACAUGGUGUCUCAUUUGAUCAACCACCCCCUCAAUUCUCAACGCAUCAAGGUGGGUCAUUUGAUCAACCACCGCCGUAUUAUGAUUCUUAUCAGUGGUCCACACAACCGGAUGAUUAUGUUGAGUCAUUUCUGAAUUCGUCUUUUUACUAUGGAGACACAACGGGGCCUUGGAACACUAGCGGUGGGGAUGGAGCAGGGCCGAGCAGGCAACAUUAGAUGUAGUAUUAAAUUUAAUUUUGUAUGUACCGUCUAUUUAUUAAGAAAUUAUAUUGAAAACUACGUUUGUUUUGUUCACUUGCAUUAAAAUUACCAAAAAAAUUUACUUAAAACAAAAUGAAAUUUUUAUCUAAUUAGACGAAUGGAGUAAAUCAAAAUUGCACUUAAAAUUACCAAAAUUGCAAU
Cuscuta epithymum is the source of this 1112-nucleotide messenger RNA. NCBI's taxonomy places the organism in Eukaryota, Viridiplantae, Streptophyta, Magnoliopsida, Solanales, Convolvulaceae. The record is from the annotation of a GenBank genome assembly.